Molecule: messenger RNA, 3737 nt
Organism: Myotis davidii
Lineage: Eukaryota; Metazoa; Chordata; Mammalia; Chiroptera; Vespertilionidae
Gene: CCSER1
Product: coiled-coil serine rich protein 1
Exons: 10
Coding region: 451-2679 (742 amino acids)
Source: RefSeq, a predicted model, not a curated record
GGUGGCUCCCGGGCUCCCCACACAGUCACACUCCGCGCGCUCACACACUUGGAGGCGCCUCCCCACGUCCCUCCCCUGCCCUCCUCUGGCUCGGCUCUCCUCUCUCUCCCCGCGAAUAGUCGCCGACAGACUGCCCAUCCUCCUCGCUCCCAGCACCAUGACCGACUGGGAAGCGGUGGCCCAGGCGGAGCAGCUCCGCUGGCGCGGGCGAGAGGAGCAGGAGGAUUAUUAGAUAACGCGGCGCGACUCCGUGCACCUGGGGGAGGAGAGAGGAGCCCGACAGCCGAGGAGGAAGGAAAGAAGGGAGGGCGGGCGGAGGAGGGGGUCCAGGCAAGACGCCCCCGUGCCCCGAAGACAUAAAUCCCCGAGUGCCCGGGAGGAGCCUUAACAAGCGACGCGGAGCCCUCAGGCUGCUAAGUUGGAUAUCACAGUGCAAGCUUUGGGGUCCCAAUGGGGGACUCUGGAUCCAGACGAUCUACCCUGGUCUCCAGGUUGCCAAUAUUCAGAAGAAGUAUCAGCAGAAGACAUGAUUCUCUUCCUUCUUCGCCGUCCUCCAGCAAUACAGCUGGUGUCCACAGCUCCUCUCCUUCCAGCACGAACUCAAGCUCAGGGAGCACAGGCAAACGCAGGAGCAUAUUCCGGACUCCUUCCAUUAGCUUCCACCAUAAGAAGGGGAGUGAACCUAAGCAAGAACCUACCAACCAGAGCCUUAGCAUUUCCAAUGGUGCUCAGGCUGGUCACAGCAGUAUGCAAAAACUGACUUCGGAGGAACAUAUUAAAACCAGGGGAAGACAUUCUGUUGGUUUUAGUAGUUCCAGAAAUAAGAAGAUAACAAGAUCGUUGACAGAGGAUUUUGAAAGGGAAAAGGAGCACUCAACUAAUAAGAAUGUCUUUAUAAAUUGCUUAAGUUCUGGCAAAAGUGAAGGGGAUGAUUCUGGAUUCACAGAAGAACCAACUCGCCGUUCCGUUAAGCAGGCGACAAAGAAGCUGCUUACUAAAUCCUUUUCCUCUCACUAUAAAUUUUCUAAGCCAGUUCCACCGAGCCAGUCCCCUUCAUUGGUACAGCAGUCUGAAUUCUCAUUGGAAAUUACACAGUUCCAAGAGAGAGAACCUGUAUCAGUAAGAGCUUCUCCAUCUUGCUCUGUGGAUGUAACAGAACGGGCAGGAAGCUCUUUACCAUCUCCAUUGCUUUCUGCUGAUCUUACCACAGCUCAGACACCUUCAGAGUUUUUAGCCUUGACUGAAGAUUCUGUCUCUGAAGCCGAUGUAUUUUCUAAAAGUGGAAGCAUGGCAUCCCACUGUGACAACUUUGGCCACAAUGAUUCUACCUCUCAGAUCUCUCCCAAUCCUGCUGCUGUUACAAAGGCAACAAUAGACCGUAUGGGGACUGUUCCCUGUGCAAUUAUGUCUCCUGGGAAAUAUAGGUUAGAAGGUCGAUGUAGCACUGAAUCUAAUUCCUUACCAGAAACCUCUGCUGCUAAUCAGAAGGAAGUGUUAUUGCAAAUCUCUGAACUCCCUGUCACAAAUGGGAGUGACGUAGAGAAUCACCUACCAGCAGAUACUCAAGGAGAAGAGCAUAUGGUAUUACAAAACGGUGAUACAAUGUUGGCAACAAGCUCCCCAAGGAAACUUGGAUUUUAUGAGCAACAUAAAGCAAUAGCUGAACGUGUUAAAGGGAUUCAUCCUAUAUCAGAUUCAAGGAUAAUACCUUCUUCUGGUGAUCGUCAUAUUUUUAACAAAACAUAUGGAUACGAUGCAAAUCCUGCCAAAGUUCUUGCCAGUAGCCUCAGUCCAUAUCGUGAAGGAAGAUUUAUAGAGAGACGACUGCGGUCUUCAUCAGAAGGAACUGCAGGGAGUAGCAGAAUGAUUUUGAAACCAAAAGAUGGAAAUGGAGAAGAAGUUAAUAGUCUAAGAAAGCAAAGAGCAGGUUCGUCAUCUUCAAAAAUGAACAGCAUGGAUGUUUUGAAUAAUUUGGGAUCUUGUGAACUAGAUGAAGAUGAUCUAAUGCUUGAUCUAGAAUUAUUAGAGGAACAGACUCUUCAUCCACCUGUUUGCCGGGAGGAAUCGUACAACUCUGUAGUCUCAUGUGCUGCCGUAGUGCUCACUCCUAUGGAACCAACAAUAGAAACGAGGAAAGGAGAAGAGCUAAAAUUCCCUGAACCUUCCAAACAGAAUCUUUCACUGAAGUUAACAAAAGACAGUGAUCAGGAAGGCAGGUGUUCACAUAUUAGCCGAAUGCCCAGUAGUCCAUCUGCAGACUGGCCCCUGCAAGGUGUGGAAGAAAAUGGAGGCAUAGAUUCUCUGCCCUUCAGACUGAUGUUACAGGACUGCACAGCUGUCAAGACACUAUUGUUAAAGAUGAAGAGAGUUCUUCAAGAGAGUGCGGAUAUGAGCCCAGCAAGUAGCACCACUUCACUUCCAGUUAGUCCUCUUACUGAAGAGCCAUUGCCUUUCAAGGAUAUAAUGAAAGAUGACUGCUCAAUGCUGAAGCUGCAGCUGAAAGAGAAGGAUGAACUCAUUUCCCAACUUCAGGAAGAGCUGGAUAAAGUAAAGCAUUUACAGAAGGCUUUUGCUUCAAGAGUAGAUAAAUCCACACAGACUGAAGUUCUAGGCUAUGAUGCCCUGUGGAAUCCUACAUGCACUGAAGGUUUAUUUAAACCAGUACAUAUUUCAACCUAGGUUAAAUCAUUACUUGACCAUAAGGAAUCGGUGACUUAUUAAAUGUUGAAUAUAAUCAAUUUUCCUUUAUUCUAUAUGCUAACUAUUUCUCAGAGUAUGUAAGACAGAAAUGUUUCCAUUCCAAAUAUUUCACGCAUUUUGCAUUUGUACCAAAUUGCAUAAAAUAUUGAUAAAAGUUUCAACUAACAUAUUCCUACCUUAUUUUUAUUGUACUUUAAAAACAAAAUAGACUUUUAUUUAAAAAUUCUAUGUUCAACUGUUCUAGAAUGUAAUAUUCCACUUGGCAGUACAUAUUUUUUGUUCAAGUUUCUCAUCCAUAUCAUUUGUCCCUGUGGUUAUAGUCUUCAUUUAAUUUCACCACAUAUUCUGUGUACAUUAGGUAAGUUUGAAAACAAUGCUUUUAGCUCUGCUGUCCUAGUAGGGCAAUUUCUACUGAAGAACUAAAUUAUCUCUAUUUUUUCCUUACAUUGAGAUAAAAAGAUGAAAGCAGUAUGUCUUCCAAUAGAAUAAUGAUGGGUCUUAUUCUUAGUAUAGAAAUUAAAAAUCUGUAUCACUAAACAGGUGAAGAAGGUUUAUUGGAUAUGGACCUUAUAAGUAUUGUGGGAAGUUUUUUGAAAUGUCAUAAAUGAAAGCAUACCUCCUAGACUUGAAAUAGCCACAUGAUUUUGGCCUGUCCUUGUGUAUUAACUUUCUAUAAUAGUUAACUUUAAUUAUCAAAUGGCUAGGAAGCAACAAGGCACUCCUGAAUGUUGUAGUUUAUUGCAAGGAUGAGUGAUGGAUCCCAGAGAGUGGCUCAGUGUUAUGGGCAGGGUGCUGGGAACUAGAACAGCCAUAGUGCUAAGGAGAAGAAAGCAGGUGUUAUUGAGUUCUAUAAAAUAAUCAUGGUUAAUGGUGGUAACAUUCAAGAAUAUGUUAUAAAAUUUCUUAAAUUAUUUGUGUUGUUACAUAACAUAUUACGCAUGGUCAAAUGCUGGGUUUAAAUCAUGGUACUGAAAUAAAACUACAAAUAUAUUUAUUUACAUGAAAACACUGUAUGCCUCGUUGAUUUUGCCACUUAA